Molecule: messenger RNA, 831 nt
Organism: Cucurbita moschata (crookneck pumpkin)
Lineage: Eukaryota; Viridiplantae; Streptophyta; Magnoliopsida; Cucurbitales; Cucurbitaceae
Product: putative F-box protein At1g67623
Exons: 2
Coding region: 1-831 (276 amino acids)
Molecular function (GO): protein binding
Source: RefSeq, a predicted model, not a curated record
AUGGCCGAUUCCUUGAAACGAAAAUCUCAGACUCUUGACUCUCAGAUUUCAAGGACAACUAAAAUGACACAUUUCAGUGCUUCUCCAUCGACCAUAGAAUCACUCCCGAAUGAUUUAUUGAUCGAAAUUCUGGCAAAAGUUGCAGCUUAUUCAAUCAAGGACUUAGUCCAUGCCAAGUUAGCUAACAAGGAAUUUCUCAAAGCAUCAAACCACAACUACAUAUUCCAACACGCAUCCACUGGAAACUUCCGUACUCUUCGAUGGAACAUCGACCCAGAAUUUUGGUCAUUCAUGGGAAAAUGCGUCAACAACGGAAACCCAGAGGCCUUAUACCGAUCGGGAAUGUUGGAGUUCUUCUCCCAGUGUAGAGAAGCUAAUGGAAUGAAAUAUUUAAAGCUUUCUGCCCAAAAAGACUACCUGGAAGCUUGUUAUGUAUACGGCAUCAUUUUGUACACAAAGAAUUUGGAGGACGAGGGAGUUAAGUUCUUGAAGAUUUGUGAGGAAAAAUUAGGGUUUAAAAUGGCUCAUUGUCGUCAGAAAGUUAAGGAAUUUGUUUAUUAUCUUUGGAUCAGGAACAAGAUUUCUUUGUCGAAAAAGGAUUCCAGUAGUGAUCGGAGGGGCUCUAAGAGUGUGGUUAAGAAUUGUUGUAAGAAGAACAAGAAGCUGAGAAGAAUUGGAUGGAAUUGGAUUUAUGAUGAUUAUUAUGGAGACCGAACGUGCGAAGCGUGUAAAUGGACAGAGGAAGUUCUGAAAUUUUGUAAUAUGAUUAGUCGUGAGAAUCAAAGAAGUGAGAGAAGAGAGAGUCGUGAUAUUCUAUUAGGACCUUUUUAA